Messenger RNA from Dermacentor andersoni, 4013 nucleotides. It is a transcript of the gene O-fut1, whose product is annotated as O-fucosyltransferase 1. Lineage: Eukaryota; Metazoa; Arthropoda; Arachnida; Ixodida; Ixodidae. Gene Ontology annotation, molecular function: peptide-O-fucosyltransferase activity. Gene Ontology annotation, biological process: Notch signaling pathway; protein O-linked glycosylation via fucose. The record is from RefSeq and is a predicted model, not a curated record.
CUAGAAUCUGGUCAGUGAAUAAGACAGGGCAGCAGACCCGCUCAGUUUGUUGACGGCUACUCUCGGAAUGCGCCGUUAAGUCUUCGCGUGUAUGUACUACACCCGUGCUCGCACGGCUCGUGUCGCAAGCAGGUGAGGCAACCCGUCACCAGUGCCAACACGCCGCAGCCGCGUCCACGAACGGCAAGUUUGAGCAAUGACGCCGGGCGGUUCGCUUGGAGUGCUGACUUUGUGGCUCUCGUUGACAGUGGUCUGUGGCGACAGGAGGGGAUACAUUCUCUAUUGUCCCUGCAUGGGGCGCUUUGGGAACCAGGCUGACCACUUUCUUGGCGCACUGGCCUUCAGCCGAGCACUCGACCGCACCCUAGUCCUUCCGCCAUGGGUGGAAUAUCGCCCGGGGGAACCCAAGUCCGUGCAGGUGCCCUUUGACACAUACUUCAAGGUGGAACCGCUCACCAAGUACCACCGGGUGAUCAUCAUGGAGCGGUUCAUGAAAGAUCUGGCACCCUCCAUUUGGCCUCCAGGAAACCGCACUGUGUUCUGCUACCAAGCCCGUGCAUCGGGCCAGGGCUGCCAGGCCAAGGAGGGCAAUCCAUUUGGACCCUUCUGGGACACGUUUGGCGUGGAAUUUGACAAGUCUGAGUUCUACAUGCCUCUCCAGUACGAUAUCCACCACCAUGACAUGGCGCGCAAGUGGAAGGAGAAAUAUCCGGCCGACAGGUACCUGGUGUUGGCGUUUGUGGGCGCACCAGCCACCUUCCCCGUGCAGAAGGAGAACCUGGCACUGCAGUCAUACCUUGUGUGGAGUGACACAGUCCUCAACAAGGCACGCCACUUCAUCCGCACUAGCCUGCGUGUGCCCUUUGUUGGCAUUCACCUGCGCAAUGGCAUCGAUUGGGUGCGUGCCUGUGAACACUUGGAGUCAAGUCCACUGCUCUUCUCGGCACCUCAGUGCGUGGGCUACAUGGGUGAGCGAGGCCCACUGCCUGCAUUAGCCUGCCUUCCCACACCCGAGGUCGUCACACAGCAGGUGGUGCGCGUUGUUCGAGCUUUGCGGGCACGCUCUGUCUUUGUGGCCACAGACAGUGAUGCUAUGCUUGACCGGCUAAACCGCGCCCUCGAGCCUCUGCAGGCAGUGGCCAUACAGCGCGAGCCCAGUGAUCCGCAUGUGGACCUCGCCAUUCUGGGCCUGUCCAACCACUUCGUGGGCAACUGUGUGUCGUCAUUCAGUGCCUUUGUCAAACGCCACCGUGACGUGAAUGGCCUGCCCUCUUCCUUCUGGGCCUUCCAGCCGUUGGCCGGUGAUGGAGGCAUGAGUGCCAGUGAGCGCAUUCACCAGGAAUUGUGAUCGAUGCUAGCACGUUUGGUGGGAGUUGCAGCUCUGCAGAAAGGACACAUCGUUCGCAAGUCACCACUGUUCACGUCAAUUCUGUCCAGAGACUGCAGAAUCCAAGGAAGCCUAAUGACAUUUGCUGCCUUUGGUGGACCGUUCUUUGUUGUGAACACUGUGCAGGCUGUCAACAACAAAAGGGAAACACAGUCGAGUGAGAUGAGAUUAGCAGCCACAGGUUGUAGUUGAUGAUGCAAACGGGUGAUCACCAGGAGAGGCCUUUGUCUCGUAGUGGACCUAGUAAAUAGGCUAAUGACAAUGACAGGCUUUCACUUGUACGAGAGUGUAAGAUGCAUUGUACUUUACUAUGCAGCAGCUGCAAAACGUGGCCUCUAUAGCGGUUUGCAUACAAUGCAGAAGUUAGUAAGUGGUCCUUUAUUUUCGUUAAUAUGCUGCAUUCCCAGGACCAAUGCUUGAAAAAAAAAAAAAAAAAAAAAACCAGAGCCUGUCUUGCCUACGAGGUUGUUGAAAUACCCAUUGUGGUUGCAGGUGUAACCCUUAUCCAGUGCUUCUGUUUUUGCUACUUUAAAAUAUACCAGUGGUCAUUCUGUGCACUUUUGUCUGUUUGACAAAUGAUAUGUACUUAUGCUUUUAGUUGAAAUGAUCUUUUUUUUUUUGUCACAAGCCUGUGAUGUGAAAUAUCGGGUGAAGCCACCAUUGACUCAUUAAGUGGCAUAUUUUUUCACACUUAUUUCAAGUCUCUUGCCUAAAGGUGAGAGGCAUUUUUGACAUACAUCAUGCAGCUAUCACAUGCCAGGAAAAUGCUGUGUCAAGCUAGUGGGAACCAAACCCACAGAUGUCCUCAUUGUUUGUGUUGCUUCAUUAUUUGUGCUCUCAUUUCAUGCUCUUUAUUUCACUGGGUACUUGUAAUCUGGUUUCUGUGCUGUCAUGACUUGAAGCAUUGGGCUUCUACUGCUUGCUACGACAUUGCUGCAACUCAUAGUCUGUUGAAUGACGGCAGUCUGUUGGCUAGUUUCAAGUGGCUAACUGUGCCAAGAGAAAAGAGUGGAGCAAAGGACAAAAAUAAAGCAAGCAUAUUACUGCACUGUGCAUGGCUUUAUUUGUGCUUCUCAUUGCAUCCUCGCCUCGGUGCACAGUCAGUCACCAGCUGGCACAAAAUUAGAUCUUUUCUCCCCCCCCCUUUUUUUCUGCCGGUUUUCGUACAAAAAGUCUGCUACACUCAGGGCCAACGUCAUCCACUGUCUCUCCAUUCCAAUGCCAUGGUGCGUAAAGCACUCGUAAACCAGCAAUGCAGUGGAAAAAAAUUUAGUGAUACAGGUGGAAUACGUGUGGCGUCUAGCUUCUCAAGGUUGCGCAAAUAUGCUUUCUGAUGAGCAGUCCACAUAAAGCAGUAGGGACACUGGCCACUGUUGUCAUUGAGCUCAGGAUAGCAUGCCUGGUUACGUUAUUGCUUUCACAAUUUCUAUUUUCCUACUUAGGUGGUUGUCUGCAUAGAACGGUGAGAUGGCCACACAUGCUUUCGUGCUGGUGCCCUUCAUAAUCUGGCAUGAAAAGAAAUUGUGGCAAGAAAUAAAAGAGGUGCUCUGGCCAGCCACUCCUCUACAUAAUAGAAUGAGAGACAGUGCCUAUGACAAACACAAGUGUGCGUGACACAGCAAGUAUUACUGAAGCUGUCAGUCAUUAAACAAUGCUGUGUCAUUGCAUGCAUUGCUUGCCCAUUAUAAUUUUAUAAUAGCACCCCUAUCUCAGCUCUAGUGCACAAACAAGCAAGUAAACAUGCUCUUAGGCAUGAAUUAUAUAAUGCACAAGUCAAACCUCAUCAUAAUGAAAGGGAUUAGAACAAACUAAUUCUAAUUCCCCGACAAAGUUCCAUAGAAACCCACAGAAUAAAAUGUCAUUUUACUGAAGCAAACAUAUCCCAUAAAUGGAGGUAACAAACAUUUCUUUAGUUCGUAGGGAAGCAUUACUGAUUAUUUCGCAUCGACUAGGCCGAAAUGUGGCGGCACGUGAUGCUGCUAGCAAUUUCUCUGAUGCAGCGGUUCAAAACAAAAUCCUGUGAGCUGCCGGUUACCUGGCAUCCAGCAAACCGGCUGUGAAUAUGCAUAAGUGUUGAUGACGGCAUUAGAAACAGCGGUAGUCUGGGUCACCAAAGACAAAGCAGAAACCAAUUGCGGGCCCUUCGGCGGUGCACUGCAAGUUUUUCAUUGGUUUUGCAGUACUAGUAAAUCAUAGCAACACUCCCCAGGGUGACCGUGGGAGGGGAGCAAUGUUUACAACAAUGUCAUAGAUAUAAACUAAUUUCGGCUCCCUCUUCUAUUACAUUAUAAUAGUCAAUUUUUACUUAUUCUAAAUAGAAAUGGAAAGCACAUCUUAAAAUGGGAUGCAACGUCUGUGUUAAGAGGUGCAUAGUAAGAUUUUCGUUUAAACAUCAGAAUGUUAUUUAGUGUCAAAAGGAUGUGGCUAAGGAGCACUGGCAUGUCAAUUGCUCAUGAGCCAGGGUGAUACUUUGUCAUACUGCCAUAUCAUUGCAGUUUCAGUAAUGUACAGUGUAUGCAUGGCUGUAAGCAUUUUCAGCUUUUGUUUUUUACUACUUUUCCAACUUGUUUUAUUUUUCUUCCUGAAUGCAUUUUUGUCCUUCAAAUAAAAAAAUGCUUUCCUUUCA